AUAAUAGGUCAUCGGCCGUUAAUGUAUUUGUUUUUUUUAUUUUGUUGAAAAUAAAUCACUCGGACUAGAGCUUUGAAUGUACACACACAUACACCGAUUGGCCGAUUCAGACAUUUGUUUUUACGAGAUUUCAAACAAAUUAUUUUGUUUGCGGUAAUGAAUAAUUAAAUUAAAGAUAUAUGUAAAUAAAAGCCAGUUAAAAAAAGCUGUUAAGCUAAAAGUUUUUUGGUUGAAGAAAAUUUUAAAAAUGUUUUGGUCGCACAGAACCGACAAAGAGAAUAAAAGUCGGUGUAGAUGUUUCACAACACAUUGCAUUGCGGAUGGAACAUUGCUUUUUUCUGGUUGUCAUCAACAGAAACUCUACGAAAACAGCUUUUCUUCCAUUCGAUCACAGAAAUUUGUAAGGCAUAAAAAAAAUACUUAAAAUAGUUAAUUAAAAAUAACCAAAUAAGAAACGUUGAAAAGAAAAAUCGCAAACUGGAUUAAUUCGACAAAUUUUUCGAUAUCGUCAUCGUGUUAGACAGCGUGACAGCUAAUCAUUCACAUCAACCAAUGUUCAAAUGAUUGUGUAAAUAAAUAUUAACUAAACUACGGCACUAUUAUUUACCUCCCAGGGGUAUUGCAUGAAAGAGGAAAAAAGUAAAAUGUACAUGAGCUUUAACAUAACGCACUCGAAGCAUAACGUACGUGCCUAACGUGCCCAAGAUAACAAAGUUAAAGAGCAGACGUUAGUGUGGACACACAUGAACAGACAGAGUUUUGAAGUAAUAACCUUAACUACCAGUUCAAAGCAAACAGACAGCACGUACAUAAACGAACAUGGCUAAGUAAAUACCGUCAUGUACGAUGAUCAAAAACAGAGGCAAAGAUCUUAUGGAUCCUCGUUGAUCGAGAAGCAUUCAUGUUAUUAUUCAUUUAUUAUCUAUGUAUUUUGUAAAUAAACUUACAAAGCACGGAUUUAAAGUCUGCCGGAUAAUUUAGACCAUACGCUCGCCUAGAUUGAAUAUUCUACCGCACUUGAGACUUGAAACCGCGUCCAUUGAAUUAUUAGUCGUUAUCCAUUGCCUACUCGGCUACUGAUGCUGCUCAUGAGAAAGACACUGAGACAUGAGGGUUAAUUCAUUUUGUCAAAUCAAUUGGGCGAAGGGGUAAUCGCUUAUGAAAAACAUAACUCAGCUGUUUUUUUUCUAAACAGUUACGUACAAAAACGAAAGCCAACUUUCCGUGACGUGAUUACACUUCAGGGAUAAAAUCCCGAAUAUACUUAGACAUGUCCGUCCGUUCAUCCGUAAUAAACAUUCUGGUCCACGUCGGCGUCAAACUUGGCAAGUUCUUGUACGCACGUUGCUAUUGAAAAUUGGCUGAAUCGAUCGAAGGACACGUCUAACAGUGCAAUCUUACCUGACUACAUCUCUGCUUUCUCGAAUUUUUGCUCAGUACUCAUAAACUACUGUGGACGCAUACAUUAUAACUUAAAGUGAGUGCAUCUCGGUAUUUCCAAAAGCAAAGAAGAUGUUGUACAACAGUAAAAAUCUGUAUAUUUUAUGCGCGAUUCAUUCGCACUCUUGCAAAAAUGUGAAAAAAUCAGUCGCGCCCAACCAAUACUAUAAAGAUUCAAAAUAACGUAUGCUUCGAUGUUUUCUUUUUGGCAUAAAUAUGGUGGGUGCACAAUAUUCGGUCAGAGCUGAGUGUAGUUUUUUUAUUUGUUACUGCCCUGCAGCCUAUAAAGACAGUUACGCAAAUAAAUAUUUAAAUGGAGAGAAACAUCGCUUUUUAUCUUAAAGUCUAUUAUCUCUCUACACGUGCACACUCAAUUGAAGAAAUAUUUCGGAUGCUUCGGACGUCUUGCGGAAUUUGAAAUCAAAUUAUGUUUUUGCAUAAAUCUUCGUUUCCAAAAUACGUUAUUUAGUUUUUGAUCACUGCUGCUCGUGCUGCUGUAGUCUCUGCGUCAUUAUUAUUAUUAUUAUUAUUUUCGAAGCUUCCAGAGAGAAAUUAGAAGAACGCGAGAGAAACUUUGCUUAACACAUUCGACAUAUCUUUAAACAGUUUCUGUUAAAAGUUACGUACAUCUUGCCCAGCAAACGUAUUCAAGUAUUAUUUGAAAUUAUUGCAGUAAGUAACACGAACAAAAGCGUAUGCGUUGAUUGCUUGUUGCAUUACGCGUAAAGCACUCAAUGCGUAAACAACGUUUAAUCGCAGGGCGAAUAAAUCUGUGAAGAAAGAAAAAAAAAACAAUUAAUUACGAAAAAGAGUUAUUGAGUGUAUGAUCUUACGGAAGGUUAUAAAAAGCAAAUAAUAAUUGGAAAAUAUCUGUAUAAAGACAAAAUUGAAUUAUUAUUAAAAAACCUUAAACAAUAGGGGCAAAUUAUUAAAUUAAAGCAAAAAGUUCAGAAAAAAUCUAUUUGUCCCACACGUCAAAAAGGAACAAACGGAGCUUAACAAAUCAAAAAUCGUUUAACUGAAUAUAAAAAGAUAAUUCUUUUCAUUUAAGAAAAGUGAUAAAAUUAUUUAAACCAUUUUUUUGCAAUAAAAUAAACCUAAAAAUAUUGGUAAAGAAAUUAAAUAAAUUGAGUAACAAUGGCUGCCACUUUACAACAACAUUGCUCAACACCGCCAACUAACAAUGUCAAUAUAAAUUCGAACAAACAAAAUCCGAAAUUAAAACGUAUAGUUUAUUCUAAAUAUCGCGAACUGUUGGGUUCCUAUAAUGAUCAAGCAAAUGCUUAUAUCGAGACUCUACCCGCUUAUAUGGUUCAUAAAGACAAUGGCUUUAAUUUGGAAGUGAAAACCCAACCAACACCAGCAAUAACAGCUGAUAAUGGCAAUGGUGAUGAUAUGUAUGGAUCCGCCCAUCGCAUGCCUGUGCAGUCAGCGUACGAGCCGCCUGCAUGUGUUCAAAAUGCAAUGAUGACAAGAGAUAAGAAACCUUUCACUUACACUCCGGGUGGCAUCGAUUUAUCUCAGAUUAAAUCUGAACGUAUGGCUAAACGUUUGGCCCGGAAUGCUCAAGCGGAAGGCGUAAUCUCCGCACAGCAACAAAAUCGACCUAUACAGCCGCAAUCGCCUGGUUCAGCCAGUCCAUCUGCUAGCAUGGGGGCAGCCGCUUUGGGUAUGCCGUUUCAGGUGUUGCCUCCUGUUCAAGCAACACCGAGUAUAACCGCUGGUAAGAAUAUAAAUGGUGGCAAUGCACCGGCUCCUCCCCCACCACCACCAUCCUCCAAUUUGUUAGCGACAUCUAGCCUUGGAAGCUCAUUUAAUUCUCCGAAUAUAGCACGCAAGUCACCAACACAACAAACACAAUUUGAGCCUCCUCCAAUAGGUUUUCGACCAGAGAUUAAAAUACCGCCCAAUCCCAUGGCCGGUUUGCGGAAGGUGCCGCCACCUGUAGAAAGGAAUAAUUUCUGGAAAGAUGAGUACAUUAAAGAAAAUUCGAAAAGUCCAAUGCGCGAUUCCGGCGACGAUGUUAUUAACAACAAUGAUUAUAAUGCUGGCAACAAUGGCCUCCAAACGCGUAAUAGCGAUCAGAUGAAUAUCAAUGAUAAUACUGAUGGUUCUAAAAAUCCGUUGGCUGUAAGUGCUCCCGCCAACACUAAUCAAUAUCAACAAUCCCCUAGUGCGAAUGUCAAUAACAAUGCAUACGCAAUUUAUCAACAACCACAACAAGAACAGCACACGUCUUCCAUCCCUUCACAGCCAAGUACGCCUCAACCAUAUGCCAUGCAGCCAUCAUCUGCCCCGAGCAAACCGCAAACAACACCGAAAUCGGAAUUUCGUAGUGUGGCAGCACCGCAAUCGCCAUCGGUACCAGUUUAUACCCGGUACAAUGACAGCCCCAGAUCGCAAUUGGACAAUGCUACUCCUCCACAGAGCCCCUUCAAAUAUACUCAGCAGCAACAAGGACCGGGAGCAAACGUCUCACCUUUGGUCCAGCAGCAAAAUACGCCAUCUACAGCUUCUUCGGGAGCAGCUGCUUCACCUUCUCAAACGAUACCGUGGCGUGGGCAACGUAGCAACCAACAACAAAUAUCUCACACAGCUUACAAUAAUAACGCGCAACAGCAGCAGCAAUCGGAUAAUUAUAAUAACACUCAAUCACCAAAACCAACAAAUGUCGGUUCUCUAUAUAUUGCGCCGUUGACCCCCCCUACCGAACCACAAGCUCAGCAUAUUGUACGUCAGCAAAUGGUGCAACAACAGCAACAACAACAACAACAGCAGCGUCAAAGCCAGCAACCGCCGCAACAAUUACGUUGGUUGACUUCGCAACCAGUAGCACGUGAGCAGCCAGAAUGGGCACGUCCGGAAGAAAAUGGCAAUGUCGUGCCUUCAACAAUUAAUCGGAUCAAAUCACCGCCGCCCUCAUCUUUAACCACAAAUACAAUGCAACAUCAACAAACGGUUUAUAGCAACGGCAUGCACAACUUUGGCUCUCAAAGCUCUCAAAGCUCUCACGCUUCGCCCGGCCUACGUUUACAAAUCAAUACAGUGCCAUCGGCUCAAUUUAAUAACAAUAUUGCUCCGAAGGAACGAAUUAUACCUAUACAAUUGGAACAGACGCCCACCCACAAUCCGAGUCAAUUAAGUUUCAACAAUCAAUCAACAGCUGCUAAUAAUGCUCCUGGAUAUAUAAUGCGGACACCCAAUCAAUUUGUGGAUCAAGGUUAUAAUAGUUAUGCAGGUCAGCAAUCAACAACCACCCAACAACAGCAACAACUUAUGACACCUAUCGGUCAGCAAUUAAAUGCUCCACGUAUGGUAAUGCAGCAACAACAACAAGCGUCAACGCCUAGAACUCAUAUAAUACCCAUUGCUAUUGAGGGUAACGAAGGUACCCGUGGACCCGUAUCCAAGACUCCGGUUGUUAUACAAAAUGGAAAUUAUAAUCUUGUAGUACAUGACUGUCCACUUGAGGCUGAGAUCAGAUUUAGAAAAAAUCGACUCAGCGAUCAACGUACACCUCCUGUGCAAUCGAAAUCUUUUAGAAUUUUACAAAAAAUCACAGACACUAUUGGGGAGGGCAACGGCAACAUGAAGGACUCUGCCGCGACAAUGCGCCAUAGACCUGACAAUUAUAUGGAUGCCGAACCGCAAUUACAAAAGCCGCAGUUUGCACGUCAAAUGAGCGCUCAACAGGCACGAAAUAGUCCAACCGUUGAGCAAAUGAGACGUUUGCAAAUUGCUCACGAACAAGAUUUAAAUAACGUAGAACAGCAACACAUACCACCCAGUGAACAACAAGUACCAGAACCAAAAAAAUAUACAGGAAGCGCUAUACCAAGUCGAUCAUUUAAAAUAUUGCAAGCGAUGACAGCACCAGAGAAUGCUGGACCUGGACAAUCGGAUCUAUAAUUAGUUUCUUUAAAAUCAUAGAAAUUAAUUUUAGAUUAAUUUAAAAAAUCUAGAAAAGGAAAACAUUUUAAGUCCAAAUAUUCUUCAACUCUAGCGAGGAAAAGGAAAAUUCGGGCAUUUUUAAAUUGGUAUCGAGAAAUUUUCAUUUAAAGACUAGGCCGCGUUAUUAAAAAUGAUCUAAUAUUUAGUUUAAGGCAUAUUUAAACAUUUACCUGCUUAUCGAAAGGGAGG
Glossina fuscipes is the source of this 5580-nucleotide messenger RNA. Its product is annotated as myb-like protein AA. The record is from RefSeq and is a predicted model, not a curated record. The transcript has 11 exons. Lineage: Eukaryota; Metazoa; Arthropoda; Insecta; Diptera; Glossinidae. The coding region runs from base 2578 to 5349 and encodes 923 amino acids.